AUGCCUCUAAUACGCGCAAACGCUCUGCGGAGCUUCCAUUCCACUUUCAGAUCCACCGCGACUCGCGCCGCACCCCGAGCGCGGACGCAGCUUGUCACCCGACGCUUCGCAAGCAGCGGCGGCCACGGACAUGCUGAGCCUAGCUCAGAUUUGCCUUGGGCGCUGGGUGCAGUUGCUGUAACUGUUCCUUCUUGCUGGUACCUCUGGCCUGAACAGUCCUCUGGUCACCACGAUGGACACGACAGCCAUGAUGCCCAUGGAAAGGAACAUGGCGAGGAGCACGAGGAUGAGGAGAAGGAGGAUGAGGCUCCAGCUGAUGAUGCCGCUCCUGCCGAUGACGCCGAGGAGAAGUCGGAUGACAAGGAGGAAGUGAAGGAGGAUGAGAAGAAGGAGGAGUCGGAAGAAAAGGAGGAGAAGUCCGACGACAAGAAGGAGGAGAAAUCUGAGGAGAAGGAGGAGAAAUCUGAGGAGAAGGAGGAGAAAUCCGAAGAGAAGGAGGAGAAGUCCGAAGAGAAGGAGGAGAAGUCAGACGACAAGAAGGAGAACACGUCUGACGAGAGGGAGGACAAGUCUGCCGAGAAGGAGACCAAAACUAACGAAGCCAAGGACUCCGUGAAAAACGCUAAAACCAACAAGAGUAAGAGCAGCUUGGGUGACAGCACGAAGGCUUCUCACUCCAACGCACCUCACCACAUGGCAGAGAAGUCGAAGAAGGGCGAUGGCAGUACCGAGACGACAAAGUCCACAAAGACCAUCGACCCCAACGCACCUGUGAAAUAA
Messenger RNA from Ramularia collo-cygni, 780 nucleotides. RefSeq lists its product as uncharacterized. The transcript has 4 exons. The record is from RefSeq and is a predicted model, not a curated record. The coding region runs from base 1 to 780 and encodes 259 amino acids. NCBI's taxonomy places the organism in Eukaryota, Fungi, Ascomycota, Dothideomycetes, Mycosphaerellales, Mycosphaerellaceae.